Messenger RNA from Rhodotorula toruloides NP11, 1056 nucleotides. RefSeq lists its product as uncharacterized. The record is from RefSeq and is a predicted model, not a curated record. Bases 1 to 1056 code for a protein of 351 amino acids. The transcript is spliced from 2 exons. NCBI's taxonomy places the organism in Eukaryota, Fungi, Basidiomycota, Microbotryomycetes, Sporidiobolales, Sporidiobolaceae.
AUGACCACCGACGUCACCCUCGGCCGCGUGUUCCCGACUCCCCAAGCAUUCGCCGAGGCCGUCUCGCCGCACUUUGCUCGGACUGGGUACGGUUCACCGACACUCGACCCCUUUCACAACGCCGAGCCUGCAGUCGUCGUGGUUCGGUGCCCGAGGCCGUCCCAGACGCGUGCCGGCUGUCGGGCGCGGUUCGAAGCGAUGAGGCAGCCGGCUGACGGCACAUACCGCAUUACGAACAUCGAGGUGCGACACACUUGCGACGACGACCACGACUGCGACGAAGACGAAGACGGCGACAUUCCCAUCGACCUCGGACCGUCCCUUCCUCUGCCGACGUCGACGCAAGGAGGCUCCUCGUCGGUCUCGUCUCCGGCCCAACCCGCCACACCCGUCGCGCCAAAGGCCAAGCGCAAGCCGAAUCAGCUCGCCCGCAAGUCCGGCCACAACAAGGCGCCGGGUCACAACAAGGCGCCAUCCCCCUACGGCGGCCGUCCUGUCGCUCCUCUCUCGCUCACGGCCGGCAGCUCCGCCGCUUCGGGUGUUCGCCGCUCGCACGAAGCCCCUUCCGCUGCAGGCGGCGCUGCUGCGCCUACUCUCGUCGGCGCCGCCGCUUCUCCUCGCCGCUCGACCUCGAUGAUGGCGCCGCCUGUCUCUGCCCCUCCUCGCCAGUCGCUCCCUUCGUCGUCAGCCUCUCGCCUCCUCCCUUCGAAUCCCUCCGCCUUCGCCUCUCUCCCUUUCGGUCCCCUUCCAGCUCCAGGACCGGUCGCGUCGACUUCGGCCGCAGCCGGCGCAGCGCGUCAGCCUCGAGUCACUCCGCGCAGCGCCCUCCAGGCGUUCGCGCACGCUGCGCUCGGGGUUGACGACCCGCGAGGCCCGACGGACGCCGCACUCGCCGAGGCGUUCCGCGACUUUACGACCAUGGCCGAUGACCUUCGCGAGAGGCUCCUCUUCGAGUGGGUGGCGCAGGGUCGCCUCUCGCCGGUGGAGGCGUCGGACAUCGCGGCGCUUGCGCGGGAGGGGCGGAGGGCGAUGGGUCGCCGUCCUGGCAGCAUCUGA